Messenger RNA from Styela clava, 1902 nucleotides. The record is from RefSeq and is a predicted model, not a curated record. NCBI's taxonomy places the organism in Eukaryota, Metazoa, Chordata, Ascidiacea, Stolidobranchia, Styelidae.
GACGCUUAUACGUUAUUUUCCGUUAUAGCGACUUUCGAUGUUUCUCGCAGAUGACAUUUUUGCGGCUUUUCUUCGUGGGGGAUCCACAUGGGUUUAAACUUGUCAGUUGUAAGUAAUGGCAUUGUAAGAUGCGGUACCGUACCUCAACCUUCAAACUCACGAUGGCAGAUGAAGAAUUAGUGUAAACGGUACGGUAGCAGACUAAACAUUCAACGGUACCGGUACCGUAUCUCUCGAUAACUUUUUAUGUAGACUAAUGCUUACUUCUCAAGCCUGUAUUCUUUUUAUUUUGUAUCACAUAUGCCGUAUGGACAACCUAUUGGACCAUUAACUUAUUUAAUUUUCGUGAAUGCUGUGAUUGCUUCAACAACUGUUGGGUUAGUAGGAUAUCUUGAUAUACGGACACCAACAGUAUCUACAAUUUUUCGUCCAAAACAUUGGCAGAUUUAAUACUAGACAAAUACAAGUGAGUGAAAAAAUUUAUACAUACUGACAUACCGGUAGCUUACUAGGCUAUAACCAUUAUUCAUUUUUUUUAUUUGUUUGUAUAUUUUUCUUUUUACUGAGUAAUUUAUUUGAUUUCAAGUCUGGCUUUUUCAACUUCCAACCUUACCAUGUCUUGAUUAUUGUAUGAGUGUGUGUGCUUUAUUUAUUUUUUAUAUACUUUUGGGUGAGCGAACACGUACUACUUAUUUUUAUCGAUACCUUUCCAUCUAAAAUUUGUACGCUUCAAAACUUACCUAGGUUUUGUUUGCUCUCCCGAUUUUUUUUUUUUUUUUUUUAUGUAUUAUUUUAUCGUCUACUGCUGAUUAUGGAGUCGAAAUAAAGUUAUACUUAUACCGUAGCUGGUAUAGCCUAUCAAAUGAAAAUUUUUGCCACAGCUAUCUUGUUUUGAUUUGAGUUUUGCUUUCUAAAUGGAUUUUGUUUUUAUAUUUGACUGUGCAUAUUUUAUAUAGAUUUUGUCAACUAUUUUGUGUGUCUUUGUUUGUAAAAAGCCACUGUUAAUAUGUUAUUAUUUUGUUUUGCAUAUUUCUGUUUUAUUGUUCUCAAGUCAAACUUGUAAAUGUGUUUGUUCACUGACUGUUGUAUGUGUUCAGUUUAUCCCUAUGUCAGUUUUGCUUUCUGAUUGGAUUUUGUUUUGAUAUUUGUCUGUGCAUAGUUUAUAUAGAUUUUGUCAACUAUUUUGUGUAUCUUUAUUUGUAAAAAGCCACUGUUAAUAUGUUAUUAUUUUGUUUUGCAUAUUUCUGUUUUAUUGUCCUCCCCGUCGAACUUUCAAAUGUUUUUGUUAACUGACUGUUGUAUGUGUUCAGUUUAUCCCUAUGUCUGUCUAAUUUAUUUUUCCCAUCUAUAUAUGUAUUUUGUUGUUGCGCAUCCAAUCAUGUUUCUGUGUUAUUGUGCUUCUAUGUCUAGUUUAUUUUUUCAUGUUUUGUGUGUCAAAUAUAUACAUUUUGCAAUAAGAAAAAAUUGCUUCCUCAUUAAACCAGUUGUGUACAGAUUGGCAGGGCAAAGUUAGAUGGUAUGAUAGUUGUCAUAUUGAGGAAAGGGAAUUGAUUUUUAUUUAGAAUGUUCAGUUGGUCACCAGAAGCGACAUUCGACUUGAUCGAUGCUGCUAAGCAGGUUAAGCUGGUUGAGAAAAGCGACAGCACUGCGGUUAGAAAUGUUGUUGUGAUGAAGGAGGUGGCGAGAAUGCUAGUGGAGAAGGGAUAUCGCGAUAUGGACGUUGUUACUGUGAAGAACAAGUGGAAGCGAUUAAAGGCAAAAUAUAAUCAUAUUAGAACAAAAACGUCACAAUCUGGAGAAAGUUCUAGGUCUGCGUUGAAUUGGCCAUAUUUUAGGGCCAUGCAUGAGCUUCUUGGCUCCAGACCAAGAGUGCAGGCCUUGGCCUCCAUGCAUUGGUGUUGA